Messenger RNA from Alternaria arbusti, 1545 nucleotides. RefSeq lists its product as uncharacterized. The record is from RefSeq and is a predicted model, not a curated record. The transcript has 4 exons. Gene Ontology annotation, biological process: phenol-containing compound metabolic process. Lineage: Eukaryota; Fungi; Ascomycota; Dothideomycetes; Pleosporales; Pleosporaceae. Bases 1 to 1545 code for a protein of 514 amino acids. Gene Ontology annotation, molecular function: N-acetylglucosamine-6-sulfatase activity; arylsulfatase activity; glycosaminoglycan binding.
AUGAUUCCAAGUCAAAUCCUACUGUUGCUUUCCUUCGGUGUAGCCGCUGUUACAGGGCGCUCUUCCAAACCCAACUUCAUCUUCAUCAUUACCGACGAUCAAGACUUGCACUUAAACUCGCUCGACUACCAACCUGCUGUGAAGAAGCAUUUCGCUCAGGAAGGUACUUGGUUCAAGAAGCAUUUCUGCACCGUAGCACUGUGUUGCCCAUCGCGAGUGUCGCUCUUGACCGGGAAAGCUGCACACAACACGAACGUCACAGACGUCUCAGCUCCUUACGUCUUGAUUGACCCCGGAACAUACGUCUUCUACAACUCAACCAUGACCCAUAACCACGACGCGUACAGAAACCUUCCAGGAGAAUACUCAACCGACCUCGUAGCCAACGCUGCAGUCACUUUCCUAGAAGAAGCCAUCGCAGCACCCGACCGACCUUUCUUCAUCGGGGUCGCACCCAUAGCCCCUCACUCAGAAACGAUCACUAACCCACGCCCUACAAAGUUCAACCUACCCGUCCCUGCGAAGCGACACGAGCAUCUCUUCCCCGACGUAAAAGUACCCCGAACACCAAACUUCAACCCCUCCAAACCAGGCACAGCAUCCUACUUCUCCACACUCCGCCCGCUCAACGCCUCAGAAAUUGAGUACAACGACGCCUGGUACCGCGCGCGUCUCCAAACCCUGCAAUCCGUCGACGACCUCAUCGACUCCAUCUUCAACCGCUUGGACCAAAACCCCGAGGUCCUAGAAAACACCUACCUAAUCUACACAACCGACAACGGCUUCCAUAUUAGCCAACACCGGCUCCCACCCGGCAAAUCCUGCGGCAUAGAAGAAGACAUAAACAUCCCCUUCUUCAUCCGCGGCCCGGGUAUUGCUAAAGGGGCUGUUCAAAAUAUUCCUUCUAGCCAUACGGAUAUCGUACCUACGCUGUUUCAUCUUGCUGGCAUACCACCCCGGGAGGACUUUGACGGGGAGCCUAUUCCUGUUAAGGGAGAGAUGCAGGGAAGGGGUGGGAAGAGCGAACAUGUUAAUAUUGAGUUUUGGGGCAAUUAUUUGGUCGAGGGGAAUACGUUCUACGGACAGAGUGCAUGGGUAAACAACACGUAUAAGACGGUGAGGGUGGUGGGGGAGGAGUACGAUCUUGCGUAUACGGUUUGGUGUACGAAUGAUCACGAACUUUAUGAUAUGACGACCGACCCCUAUCAACUCACCAACCUCCACUCCUCAACCACAACCAACGCCACCACCUGCAUAAACAGCUGGCCCAUCCACAAACUCACCGCUCGGCUCGAUGCCCUCUUACUCACGCUCAAGCGCUGCAAAGGCCGCGUGUGCACGAGGCCGUGGGAAAAAUUGCAUCCAGAGGGCAAUGUGCGCAAUCUGAAAGAUGCUAUGCAGGAAAGGUACGAUGUGUUUUACCUGGAGAAGCAGAAGAAGGUUAGCUUUGACGAAUGUGCGUUGGGUCAGAUAUUGGAAGUUGAGGGGCCGCUGGAGCCGGUGGCUUGGAGGGAGGAGUGGGAUGAGUGGAGUUGGGCUACGUAG